Grus americana (Whooping crane) is the source of this 3910-nucleotide messenger RNA. RefSeq names its product ABRA C-terminal like (gene ABRACL). The record is from RefSeq and is a predicted model, not a curated record. The transcript has 3 exons. Bases 403 to 648 code for a protein of 81 amino acids. Lineage: Eukaryota; Metazoa; Chordata; Aves; Gruiformes; Gruidae. Gene Ontology annotation, biological process: regulation of actin filament-based process.
ACUCGGCCUACAGCUCGCCUGCUGCGAGAGGCCGAGGGACAGCCGGGCCUGGCGCAAGACGCAGCGUGCCCGGCGGCCGCUGCCGCGCAGCAGCCCUCGCACGCCACGGCGAAAGGGAUCCCGGCAGGGCAGGGCCGGGCCCGGCCACUCCUACUACGGAACCCAGCGCGGCCGAGGGCGCCGCACCGGGGCGGCGGGGAGCUCAGCGCCGGGAGAGGCAGGGCCCCCGCGGCGACCGGGCCGGGCGGGGCGAGGCGAGACGCGGGCGGAGGCCGGUUAACUGCCGCCCGCCCCCUCGCCCUGCCUCCGCCUUCCGCCUGCCCCACCGGCCCAGCGCUGCCUGACGCGGCUCCCGCCGGCGGCGGCCCCUCGCGGCGAGAGCGACGACGGCAGCGGACCACAAUGAACGUGGAACAUGAAAUUAACCUCUUAGUUGAGGAGAUUCGGCGGUUGGGAACCAAAAAUGCUGAUGGACAAGUGAGCGUGAAAUUUGGUGUGCUCUUUGCUGAUGAAAAGUGUGCCAACCUCUUUGAAGCCCUAGUGGGAACUCUUAAGGCUGCAAAACGACGGAAGAUUGUCACUUAUCAAGGGGAGCUACUUUUACAAGGUGUUCAUGACAACGUUGAAAUCAUGCUGCUGCAGGACUGAUGCAGUGUUUCAGCAAUGCAUUAAUGGAAUUGUUUGAGACAGUGACUUGCAACAUCCUCUGAAUAAGGCUGACCAUUCUAAGGUGUUUUGAUGUAUUUUCUAUAUCUUUAUAGUCAAAAGGAAACUGCCCUAUUUUGGAAAACAUUCCCUUUUAUAAUUCUUCCUGAAAUGGUACUGUAUGUGACUAAGGUAAAAGAUGCCAGAUCUCUCUUUUCUCUUUUUUUUUUUUUUUUUUUUUUUUUUUUGAAAAUCUCAGGUAAUGCUCUCAAAUGUCUGGUGGUUUUUUUCAACAUUGAAGGAGACUGGUAAUUUAAUGUUUACAAAUCAAAAUGUUCCAUGAAAGUAUAAAAUAAAAGCACAUGCUUAAAUUUAUGUAAUUCUUAUUACUGUUGUUUCUUUUUUUAUUUGCAAACUGAAAUGAAAGAAAACAAUUCCUGUAAGAAACAUAGUUAAGUAACUGUACAGAAAGCAUGACAGUGAGAUAGAAAUAAUUUUGUAGCACGAUUCAAUUGAAGAAUGACCAUCCCUUGGAGUGACCAGAUUGUGCAAAAAAAGCCACGAAUGAUAGAUGUACUUUAUUCAUCUCUGGCAGUGUAAUAUGCUUUCUAUUUUUUUUUUUGUCCUCUAGACUUUUGAAGAAAGUGGGUGAGGAGCUCCCUGUGUGCUUUCAUGCAGUGUUAACCAGAAGAUAGUACAGCAGCUUCAGGUUGUGAUUAUUUUCCUCACAGAAAUCAUACUUUCUCUAAAUCACUCCAGGCAGAAAGCAGGAGGGGAGGGAAAAAAAGCUCUUUUGAUUUUCUAGCUUACUGCUAAUUCUUCUUAGCAGGUAAAGAUGCUUCCUCCAGUAAGGAGAAAGAUUUGCUGCAUGAGGAAAGCAACAGUGCUAAGCAAACUGCUUACUGCUCUGUGCUUCCACUUUGCAGCUGCAGCUCUUAAAGUUGCAGGAUGGGUGAAUUUCCUUUUACUUAGCAGCCUUUUACAAGUGCAAAAUGCUUGAAAAGUGUCUUAUUUCCAGAUACAGGAAAUGCACACAUGGUUAUGGAAUCUCUACAAAGCUGUGCAAUUCCAGCUGCUGCUUCUUUCAUCUUUGUUUGCUCUGCUUCGCGCAACAGGAAAACAACUUAAAUCCUGUGUGCAAACAGAUCUGGGCUGCCUCUGCCUGUGCUGGCCUCGAAUCUGGAGAGCAGGGAAGUGAUAUGCAGAGAAAAUUGAGCUGUCUGGGUCCAAGCCAGCUGGAGCAGAGAAGCAGAGCAGGAGCUCGGCACAGCUUACUGUGCCCUGUCACUCCAGUGCAGCUAUCCUGCUUCCAGACCUGAGCUGACAAGUGCCUGCAGCCCUGCGCUCCUCGAGUGGAAAGAAGGGGGACUGAGACCCAGGCCCUCUCCAUGAGGGGUGAAACCAGGCAGCUCUGCAUUACCAGAUAACUGCAGUUGUUUUUUCCUCUGUCUCUUGUUUUGUCAAAAGCCUGAGUCCUUGUCUGGGUUCAUAGGAUAGCCCAAGUAUGCCGACAGAAACCCAGUGCUUUUUCUGAGAAGCUGGUUUUGGUAUGGGAGGGCACCAGUCCACCCCAGCCAGGAUAUAGUUCUCUGUGUGUGUUCACGACAGCUCUUUAAGCACGGAAGGGGCCUCGGUCUUGAAAAUUUAGUUUUAAAAAAAAUCCCAACAAACCCAGUAAAUUUAAGGCUCAGUGCUGAGUUGGAGCUCAGAUGGGACUAUGAAGAUACCUUUAUCUCUUUCUGGCUUUGGGCAACCUGGUCUAGUGGAGAGUGCCCAUGGCAGGGGGGUUGGAACUGGAUGAUCUUUAAGGUCUCUUCUGACCCAAACCAUUCUGUGAUUCUAUGAAUCUCUCAUUUUGGAUUUAUCUUCUUAACAAUGCUAAUAAACGUAUUCAGGGCUCCUGGGAACACCGUGUAGAAAGAGACAGAGAAACUUGGCACUAAAAUCCAUAACAACCAGAGGGGAAUGUGACUGUGUACUGCUUUCAGAAACAGAGGGAAAACAAAUCUCAGCUCCUCCAGGCAGAAGACGAACAACACGAACAAAGAUAUAUAUCCAAGAACUUGCCCUCAGUGCAACGCUUAAUGUGUCUGCUGGCCCUAGAAUUGUGUAGGCGUCUUCACGUCAGGUUAUAUACAAGAACUUUUGACUUUGUUUUGCUUUUUUUUUUUUUUUGCAAAGAAAAUCUAGUACUAACAUUGCUUCAUGUGCAUGAGACCACACCUCUGUUAAGCAAAUAAUUACCACAGCAAAUGGACUGGACACAAGAUGUAGUUCCUGGAGCACUUAACAAUAGAAAAGUUAACUAUGGGGAAGGCAUUACCUAUUUUUGUAAGCAGUAGGGCAAUCAGCAGUCCCCUGUGACGGGUUCAUGACCUUGCCAGCCAUGGGUCUGAAGGAAGCCAGGAGCACCAGUGAUUCCAAAGCAGCAAGUCAUUCUCCUCGCUGCUGGGAAGUAGGAAGAUACAGAGGUCUUUGACAACAGUAUAGAAGAGUUGUCAGUAGGGCGGUUACCUGCCUGUGAUAAUGCUGGGAAAUUAGUGAAAGAGUAGCUUAGCUAAUUCAGUCUCCAUCUAUAUAAGAUCCAAGAGCAUGGUGGAACCUUGAAGAGAGGUUAGGUGAGCUCCAGGCAAAUCUAGCUGGUACAAUUUAAGAUGUUACCACUGUAUGACUUCAGCAGGGACUGUUAGAGUAACUGAUGGAGUAGAGUGUAUACACUUACCUCAGCUGCUUCCAUGCAAAGUCCAGGGACUGAAGGUAAACGUGCUUUUCAAAACGGUUUUGACUAAGCUGUGAAGGUGCUGAGAUGCAGGUUUGCGUAACCUCUGGCGAGGGGUAGUAACAUCUUAAACUUCGCAGCUAUUUCUCUUGUGCACAUAGGUUUUUGCUGGGCACUUGAGCAAAGGAAGGGUUGAAAUGUAUGUGAUACUAUCUUUUACAUGCCUCUCUUAUGUUGGAAUGAAUUUUAAAAAUGUGUGUUGUGUUUUGCUUGAUUCUCAUCUCCUCUCCAAAGCUUUGCUGGAGGUUUUGUUUCCACUUCAAGGGAUUUCUUUCAGUGACAGCAAUGUCACUUUGGCCAUUCAUAUCUGUGUAAAGUUGGUUAUCUUUACUUAGUUUCUUUGUACACAAAAACACUUGAAGGACAGAACAAGAGUAAGAGGAGCAGGAAGUUCUUACAUGCUCAAACUGAUUAUAUUGCCACUGAUACUUAGCAGUUUUAUUUAAAAACAGUUGGAUGUUGCAGAAAUAAAAUGAGACUAUUGCC